Molecule: messenger RNA, 3247 nt
Organism: Meleagris gallopavo (turkey)
Lineage: Eukaryota; Metazoa; Chordata; Aves; Galliformes; Phasianidae
Source: RefSeq, a predicted model, not a curated record
CCCUGGAGAGGGUCCUGUUUGAGGGAUUUUCCACAUAGUCCUGGGGGGCUCGGAGUGGGAGAGCUGCCUCUCCAACCCGCCCUCAGGCAUAGAGAGCAGGGAGGGAAGCCCAUCGUGAAUGAAUAGCAUCAUAAAAGGUGAUGGGAAAUCAGCUUCUUUUAAAAAAUGGGAUCACUAAGAGGAGCUGAAACCCUCAGGUCACAAAUAGCCGUGAAUCAACCCCUGUACAGCCCAUAGCUGGCUUGCCAAGCAGAGUGUGGCCUCAGGAAGUGCUUGAGUCAAAUCUGGAGAGGCUUUUAAUUCGCCUGCUGGAUUCUGGAAGCAUUUUCCUCAUCUCACCUCUUGCCCGUGGUAUGUGAGCCUCAAGGGCACAGAUCUGCUGUUCUCUCACAGCUGGAUUGGCUCCGUGCCUCUGGCAACACUUAACUGCUGGCAAGGCAGCCCCAAGUUGGUGUGAUGAGGCUUUCUUGGCGUGACCAGCCAGGCAAGCUGAGCCAGAAUUUAAGGGAAAACUAGACCCUUAGGGAUUGCCAUGGAGCAUGCAGAUCUGUGCCAAGAGCACGGAUGUGCUGCCUGUUGUGGAGCCCUGGGAGCUCCCUGUGUGCACAGUGGAGGAGCUCUGCCUCAGGCAGGAGUCUGCUGGAGCCCAUCUCCUGGUUGGGGCCCCUCAGCCUUGCAGGCAGACCUUACCUGCAUGGAUCAGGGCAGGGAUGUUGCUUGGUGUGAGGGACUGGCUGGAGCUGUGCUGUGGCCAGGGCACGGUGCCCUGUGCUGGUGAGCUGCCCCAGCCUCCACGGUGCCUCUGCCUGCUCAUGUCCUUCCUCUGACCUGCAUCUUUGUGCCCGGGGCACUCAGUAUUUUCGGGCAAGGCAUUUCCUGAUUCUGCUGUUCUCUGGGGAUGCUCUCCUUCCCUCUGUUCUCUAAUUGCUGAGUGGGGAGGAGCACUGUUAACCUUCUGUCGCUGCUGCUGUGAGCUCGGUGGCUAGGAUGCAUCCGGACGCCCUGUGCUGAAGUACUGGUGGGACCUGGCUUCUCUGCAGACAUCCAUACAACUGACAUGUCCUGCUGCAGGAGGUGAACUCCAAGAUAAACAAACGCCUGAAGGACGCCCUGUUCACAGAUCAGUGGAGCGAGCUCUUCAUGGAUGUCCUGAGCCCCUUCCACUUUGUGUUGGUCAGCACAGUGCGGAUGCAAGGUGUGAUCCUACUGGUGUUUGCCAAGUACUACCACCUCCCCUUCCUGCAGGACAUCCAGACAGACUGCACUAGGACAGGGCUGGGCGGCUACUGGGGCAACAAAGGAGGGGUGAGCGUCCGUCUCUCCAUCUUUGGGCACAUGGUGUGCUUCCUGAACUGCCACCUGCCAGCACACCUGGAGAAGGCGGAGCAGCGCAAGGAGGACUUUGCCACCAUACUGCACAUGCAGCAGUUUGAGGGAAGGGCAGCCAGUGGCAUCCUGGACCAUGACCUCGUCUUCUGGUUUGGGGACCUCAAUUUCCGCAUUGAGAGCCUCGACAUCCGCUUCGUCAAAUACGCCAUUGACAGCAACAUCCUGAGCCAGCUCUGGGAGAAGGACCAGCUAAACAUUGCCAAAAGCACCUGGCCUGUCCUGAGCGGCUUCCAGGAAGGACCCCUCAACUUCCCCCCCACAUUCAAGUUUGAUGUGGGCACCAACAAGUACGACAGCAGUGCCAAGAAGCGAAAACCCGCCUGGACUGACCGCAUCCUUUGGAAGAUCAAAUCUCCCAGCUCCGGUGCGGGCGGGCGCCGGCCCAGCCGAGGUGUGCUGACGGUGAGCCAGCUCUGCUACUGCAGCCACAUGGAGUACAUGGUCAGCGACCACAAGCCAGUAGCUGCCAUCUUUGCUGUGCAGUUUGCUUCCAAGGCAGAUAAACCCCCGGUGGAGAUCUAUGUGGCUGAUGAGUGGAUCAGGCCUGAGCAAGCAGUUGUCAAGUACAAGAUGGCUGCUGGCUUUCACCGGAGCUCCUGGGACUGGAUUGGCCUCUACCGGGUGGGUUUUCGGCAUCCUAAAGACUAUGUGUCCUACGUUUGGGCCAGGAGCGAUGAUGGAGAGCGCUGCGUGGAGAAGCAGCUGUGUGCACAGGUGAUGUUCUCAGAGGAAGCACUGCCCAAAGGGAAGGGAGAGUACAUCCUCGGCUACUACAGCAACGCCUCCAGCAGCAUCGUGGGUGUGACAGAGCCAUUCCAGAUCUCCCUGCCUAGAUCCGAGGAGGGCAGCAGCCCUACGGACAGCUCGGGCAGCAGCUCGGAGGAGGAGGAUGACAGCACUCUUGUCCUGCUGGCCCCCAAAUCCCGCAGCCCCAGCCCGGGCAAGAUGAAGCGGCACCGGAGCCGCAGCCCCAGCCUGGCCAAGUUCCAGGGUCUCAUCCUGCGCCCAUCCAGCCGUGACCGGGGCACCAGCCGGAGCCCCUCACCCCAGAGCCGCCGCGGCCUCACCGGGGACAUCCCUGCCAUCCACCUGCCUCAGAUGGAGCUGGGACGCCGUGGAUCCAAAGCCAAGGAAUCGGGGCAGGUGGCCAACAGCCAGGAGGGCAGCCCGGGUUCCUUCUACCAGACUGUGCGGGAGCCAGGCGUUGCCCGGCGUGCUGCAGUUGACAACCCUCUGGCCAGGGCUGACCCCAGGAACCUGGGCCUGCUGCCUGCGCUCCGCCUGGAAACCAUUGACCAAGCCAUGGGCCGACGGAGGGAGAGUGCAGACCAGGGCUACCCCUGCCGCAGGAUGAGCCCCACCAGCCCUCCGUGCAGCACUUCCCCAAAGGAAGGGGGCAGUCCCCGGGAGCUGGAUGGUUACAGCUGUACCAUGGGGCACUGAGGCUGUGCCCCCUCCCUCCGUAGCGCGCUUGCUGUGUGCUUUCCCGUGCCACGUCCCUGCUGUGAGCCAUCCCUCUCCCUUAUUUAUUGCAGUGAAUCACCCCUGCACCCCCGCUGCCUGCCUGCCCUGCUCCUCCCGGGGCUGCAAAGGGGGCAUAGGGGAGGGGGUGGUGGUGAGGGAACCUCUCGUGUGUGUCAGAACUGCGGGACACUCAGUCCUAGGGCAGGUGAGUGGGCCUGGGGGUGCUGGGGGCCAGGGAUGGUGCUGCAAGUGAGGAUGUUUGCCCCCUCCCCCCGGGGCACAGCACUGCUGCGGGCACCCUGCAGAUGGGAGCUUGCUUCUUUCCUGCCCUUACCACUGUGCCUCGGGCUUGGACAUAGUGUGAGCAACAAAAUAAAGCAUCCCGCCUGCCCCA